UCGUCUCACUCCAAAAAUUCGUAAACAACUCGCGAAAAUCUUCAAAAAAAAUCGAAUUUCAGGCUAUUUCCCUUAAAAUUUCGAGCUUAAAAUGGACACAGAUCACGAAGACAUUGCCCAAUUGAUUGCUGAAGGCACUUAUUCUCAAGAUGAAUUAGAAGGCUUCGCGAUCAAUUCCGAUGACUCCAGCGAACGGAUUCAAGGUCAACCUUUGAGAGAACAAGAUCGAUUCUUGCCCAUUGCUAACAUCACAAAAAUCAUGAAAAAAGCCAUUCCAGACAACGGAAAGGUUGCCAAAGAUGCUCGGGAAUGCGUUCAAGAGUGCGUCAGUGAGUUCAUUUCGUUCAUCACGAGUGAAGCAAGUGAUCGAUGUCAUCAGGAAAAGCGCAAAACCAUCAAUGGAGAGGAUAUUUUGUUCGCAAUGUGCAGUUUGGGCUUUGAUAAUUACAUUGACCCGUUGAAGAUGUACUUGCAAAAGUAUCGAGAGUGCACAAAAACGGAAAAACAGAAUAUUGAGGCUUCGUAUUCCACGGGAAUGAGCUCGACGACGUACGAAACGAUAGAUGGGAACGGGUUGGAUGUGAAUGCGACAGCAGAACAGCUUCAGUUGCAGUUUUACCCGCAGGGAUCAACUUCGGGAAAUCAAUUUUAGAUAUAAGGAGCUACGUUUUUUUUUAGGGAAUAAAGAAUAAAAAGUUA
This is a messenger RNA of Culicoides brevitarsis, 699 nucleotides long. RefSeq lists its product as uncharacterized. The record is from RefSeq and is a predicted model, not a curated record. The coding region runs from base 92 to 652 and encodes 186 amino acids. The transcript has 3 exons. Lineage: Eukaryota; Metazoa; Arthropoda; Insecta; Diptera; Ceratopogonidae. Gene Ontology annotation, biological process: regulation of transcription by RNA polymerase II. Gene Ontology annotation, molecular function: protein heterodimerization activity; RNA polymerase II cis-regulatory region sequence-specific DNA binding; DNA-binding transcription activator activity, RNA polymerase II-specific. Gene Ontology annotation, cellular component: nucleus; CCAAT-binding factor complex.